UUUAUGCCACUUAAUUAGUCGAUUGGUGUAUGUAUUGUUUAUGCCACUUAAUUAGUCGAUAGGUGUACUUAUUGCUACUCUGUGCCAAUGACUUCUUUUGCAGUUCUCCAUGAUGCCUUUUUGAAGUUCCAAACAAAGCCAAAAGUAACAAGUCACAGUGACUUAUUCUGCGAAGGGAAGGAAUUCAAGAAAAAUGAAGUAAUCUUUCAAAGACAAAGCACACUACUGGGUUGCAUAGUGUGGAACUUGCUCAAAUGACUCUCCCAUGCUCCCAUGAUGAAGAAGAUGAAGUAGCUUAUAAGGGCAAUUGACAUGUCAUUGAACAAAGAGGAAGAAGAAUUUGAAAGUGGAUGAGUAGAGAAGAUAUAUAGUUGUGUACAAAGAUUAAUACUUGGUUAGUGAUGGGUUUACUUUUUCCGGGUUAACCGAAUUCCUAUAAAAGUUUGAAAGGACAUAAUUUGUAAUGACCUUUUGACUUUUGUUUUGGAUAUUAAGGUACCUGAUUUGUAAUUACUUUUGAUUGAGGCUAUUAAGGUACAUCAUUUGACA
Messenger RNA from Linum tenue, 549 nucleotides. The record is from the annotation of a GenBank genome assembly. Lineage: Eukaryota; Viridiplantae; Streptophyta; Magnoliopsida; Malpighiales; Linaceae.